Molecule: messenger RNA, 3254 nt
Organism: Neolamprologus brichardi
Lineage: Eukaryota; Metazoa; Chordata; Actinopteri; Cichliformes; Cichlidae
Source: RefSeq, a predicted model, not a curated record
CCCGCGGUGGGAUUACAACUCUUUCCAUCUGUUGAGGAAGUGUGUCAGACGUCGGAAAUUAUUCUGAAACCACGAAGUGAAAACUUUGUAAAGUGAAGAAAGUGGGUUUUGUUCGGGAGCAGAGUGCGCAGCAGCCUCGGCUCGUGCCACGGAGCCUGUUUUUGUGGCUGUUAGAGUCACGGCUCUGACGCUAAGCGCUACCUUCAGGCUAAUGCCCGCGACACCCGGAGGGUCAGCCGUGUACUGUCAGGCUGUGCGGGAGAAAGUCCGGAUCAGGCCCGAGCCGUGCCCAGCUGUUUCUGGUCAUGUCCGAGCUGCCGCUGCUCUGACCGGAUGGCGGGAAUACUAACGUGUGUGGAGGACGUGAAGCGGCGGCUGAAAGUGCACGUCCUGCGGGAAGCCGGCCGUCAGUAUCCGCUCACCUGCUUCGUCCUGGUGUCUAUGCUCGCGCUAACGGUGCUGCUCAACAGGUAUAUUCACAUCCUGAUGGUGUUCUGGUCGCUCCUGGCUGGUUUCGCCACUUUCUACUGCUCCCUCAGACCAGAGACUCUCCUUCCCAGCGUCCUGUUCACCGUGAAGCCCAGGAGCAGACAACGGGAGCAGGAACUGUUUCCUCUGGGCCACAGCUGUGCCGUGUGCGGGAAGGUCAAAUGCAAGCGCCACCGGCCGACACUGCUCCUAGAAAACUAUCAGCCAUGGUUGGACCUGAAGGUUCAUUCAAAGGUGGACGCCUCAGUAGCAGAGGUGUUCGAGUUAGUCCUUGAGAACUUUGUGUACCCCUGGUACAGAGACAUCACAGAUGACGAGGCGUGUUUGGAUGAACUGAGGAUGACUUUUCGCUUCUUCGCGUCGGUGCUUGUCCGCCGAGCUCAGAAGAUUGAUAUCCCUGCUGUGUUUGCAGACAAAGUGAUGAAAGCUGCGAUGAAGCACAUUGAAAUUAUUGCAAAAGCCCACCAAAGAGUGAAGACUGUAGAUGGCCUGCAGCAGGCAGCUCUGGACGAAUACGGCGCCGACCUCCACGUCGCUCUGCACAGCCGGAGAGACGAGCUGCUGUACCUGAGGAAGCUCACGGAGAUGCUGUUUCCCUAUGUCAUGCCUCCCAAAGCCACAGACUGCAGGUCUCUGGCUCUGCUGCUGCGGGAGGUGAUGGCUGGAUCCGUCAUCCUACCAACCAUGGACUUCAUGGCCGACCCUGUAAGUAGCCACAUGAUCGCGUUGGUCUGUGAUCUAAAUCCUCCGGAGCCAGCCACAGAGCCUCCGUCUCCACUGGUUCCAUUUUUACAGAAAUACGAAGAAACGCAUCAAAUCAGAAGCCAGAAGCCGUCUGUGCUGAAGCUGGAGCUGAAAGAGAUCAGGGAGCAGCAGGAUCUCCUCUUUCGUUUCAUGAACUUCCUGAAGCAGGAAGGAGCCGUGCAUGUGCUGCAGUUCUGCCUCGCCGUGGAGGAGUUUAACGAUAAGAUCCUUUGUCCGGAGCUGAGCAACUCAGAGCUGCUGCAUUUGCACGGCGAGGUGGUGCACAUGUACGAGACGUACUGCCUCGAGGAGAGCAUCGACAAGAUCAGCUUCGACCCGUUCAUCGUAGAAGAGAUAAGGAACGUCGCCAAAGGUCCGUACACUGAGGUGGUGAAGCUGCAGCAGAUGCGCUGCCUGUUUGAGGCGUACGAGCAUGUCCUGUCUCUACUGGAAAGAGUCUUCACGCCCAUAUUCUGUCACAGCGAUGAGUACUUCAGACACCUGCUGAAGGGGGUGGAGUCUCCAGCGAGGAACUCGAAAGUCAGCAGAAGCUUCAGCUGGGACGAGACCAGAAACACGUCCAAAAGAGGGGAGUCGUUCGGUAUCAGAGGAAUUGGCAGUAAAAUCAAAGGCGUGUUUAAGAGCACGACCAUGGAGGGCGCCUUACUGCCACCCAGCGCCAUGAAUGACGUCGACGACGAUAUGGUGGAGGAGGCCACAGUUGUGAUGGAAGACGACUCCCCCGACGAGCCGGCCAUCCCACCUGAACCUCAGAGGAAUCUUCUGGACUGGAGCAUCACCAUCCCCUACAUCGACUUCUACGACGACGACAUCAAGAAGGAGCGGAUCCUAGUCUUCUCCAUCCACGUCGAGCGCAACGACAAGAAGAACGCUGAUAACGAAGCAGACAAGUGGUUGGUGCAAAGGAAGUACAUGGAGUUCUACGUCCUGGAGUCAAAACUCACCGAAUUCCACGGCCCAUUUGAAGAUGCACAGCUUCCAUCCAAAAGAAUCAUCGGACCAAAGAACUACGAGUUCCUCGAAUCUAAAAGGGAAGAAUUUGAGAAAUAUUUGCAGGCUCUCCUGCAGCAUCCGGAGCUCAGCAACAGCCAGCUGCUGUUCGACUUCCUGUCUCCUCUUGUGGAGCAUCAGUUCCUGGACAGGAUGCUGCCCGAUGUCAACCUGGGAAAAAUCUUCAAGUCUGUUCCUGGAAAGCUGAUAAAGGAGAGAGGACAGAACCUGGAGCGGUUCCUUCAGUCCUUCGUCAACUCGUGCGAGUCUCCCAAACCCAAACCGAGCCGGCCCGAGCUGACCAUCAUCAGCCCCACAGCGGGGAACAAGAAGCUCGUUAGCAACCUGUUCAAGAACAACGGCAUCCUGUCGGAGAGGAAGCACAACCCCAACUUCUUCGCAGAGACGUUCACUGUGGACGGCAUGUACGACUACAUGAUGUAUGUCGGCCGAGUGGUAUUUCGCAUGCCGGACUGGCUGCAUCACAUUCUGUCUGCUGGGAGGAUCUUGUUGAAGAGCACAUUCGAAGCCUACAUGGAUCAGUACAUGCAGUUGAAACUGGAGCAGAUCCUUCAGGAGCACCGCGUGGUCUCCCUCAUCACCCAGCUCCGAGACGCCGUCUUCUGUGAAAGCAGCGAGGAACGAACAGCAGAGGCCAAACAAGCCAGAGCCAAGCAGACGUUUGAGGAGAUGAUGAAGUACCUGCCAGACUUUGUUGUGAAGUGCAUCGGCGAGGAGUCGAAGUAUGAAGGUAUCCAGCUGCUGUUUGACAGUUUUCAGCAGCCGUUGCUCAACAAGCAGAUGACGUACGUCCUGCUGGACAUCGCCGUGCUGGAGCUUUUUCCUGAACUCAGCAAGCAGGGGGCGAAGGAGGCGUUCAUCGUGUGACCCGGACGAGGAACCGAACUCCAUGCUGGAAUGUGCAAUACUGUCAGAAUAUUUCCAAAGGCUCUGAGACCAUCUCUGCAUUCCGAUGUACAUUAAUGCACUAAUAAAGAGAUAUUUAUUGA